CGAAGACCAUCUUACAUGUGUUGGAGUGAAUUUAGUAUACCACGAUACCUAUAGUAAAUUAGUUUUGAUACAUUUCCAUAGCCAUAGUGGAUUACAGGAAGCGUAAUUAAACCAACGCGGACGUUUUUUUAUCUGUAAAUCGUUAUUACUUGAGUAAAAUACACGCAAACAGAUUAUUUUAAUUACUUUUAUGGAUAAUUAAAGUUAUUUGUGGUGAUUCAGUGCAAUGCACGCACUGUGUUAUGUUUAGUUAUGUCGAUAAAACGUUUUGCAGUUGGAAUUAUUAUCAUGUAGAUAUAAUAUAAAAUGCAAGUAAUUUACAUUCAAUGGUUAAUGAACUGUUGACGUAAAUAAAUCAUUAAACAUUUUUAAAUAUCAAAAUGUAUUUACUCCUAUCAUAAUUAAACGAAUAUUUGUGAAUAUUUGUCUAUUUACGAUUCUAACCUAUUUGUGCAUCGAACCAUAUCGGUGAAAUGGCGGUCGGCACAACAAAAGUUGUUCAAGUGACGAACAUUGCUCCACAAGCAACAAAAGAUCAAAUGCAAACGCUUUUUGGUUAUUUGGGAAAAAUAGAAGAUAUUAGAUUAUAUCCUACAAUAAGAGAUGUUGCAGUACCAGUUCAAUCACGAAUUUGUUAUAUCAAAUUCCAUGAUCAAGGUAGUGUUGCUGUUGCUCAACACAUGACAAACACUGUUUUCAUUGACCGGGCACUUAUUGUUAUUCCAUAUCAAAAUGGGGAUAUUCCUGAUGAACAAAGAGCUCUAGAGCUUACUAAUAAUGGAACAGUUGUACCAGGUUUAUAUCCAUCAGAACCAAAAUUGCCAGCAAACGUAGUCAAUUCUAUUGAAGGUAUUCCUCCAAAUCAUGUUAUCACGACAUCGGAUCCAAAACUAGAAUCCAAUGGAUUGCCGCCUUAUCCAAAUCUUCCUGGUCAUUUAGAUAGCAGACGUAUUGAAGAAAUUCGACGAACGUUAAUCGUUGCUAAUUUGGAUGAUUCAGUAUCAGUAGAUCAUCUAUUGGAAUUUUUUUCCAAUAAUAAUGUUGAGAUUAAGUAUUUACGUUUAUGUACAAGAGACUCAGAUACUGAUCAUUAUGCUCUAAUUGAACUCACAGAGCAAACACAAGUUGUAACUGCUUUAAUGUUAAACGGAAAAAUGCUUGCUGAUAAACCAAUCAAACUUUAUCAUUCCACUCAAGCAAUAGCCAAACCUGAAGCAAAGAGUAAUGAAGCAGCACAAAAAGAAAUCGAAGAGGCAAUGUCAAGAGUGAAAGAAGCUCACAAUUUAAUAUCUGCAGCAAUUGAUCCAAUGAUUGGAAUGUUGUCAAAAGAUAAACGUAGUCGAAGUGGAUCAAGGAGUAGAAAAUCUAGAUCUCGUUCACGAGGUCGUAGUCGACGAUCAAGAUCUCGAAAACGUUCGCGUUCACGUCAUAGAAGAUCACGCUCUCGUCAUCGACGACGGUCAAGAUCGCGUUCUAAACGAUCUCGCUCUAAAGAACGCCGACGUAAAUCUCCAUCUCGUCGAAGAAGCAGUUCUCGUGCUCGUCAUCGUUCAAGAUCACGAUCAAGAAGGUCUCGGUCUCGACGUUCACGAUCUCGAUCAAAAGAUCGAAAGAAAAGGUCACCUCGACGUCGAAGUCGUUCACGAUCACGAAGCAAACGGUCGAAGUCUAAAUCUAGGCGUUCAAGAUCCAAAUCAAAAUCUAGAUCUUCAAAAUCUAAAUACUCAGAGAAAUCUAGGGAUAAAGACAAAGAAAAAGAUAGACACAGCAAAGAUAAAUCAGAAAGUAAUGGUAAAAAGGAAGAUCGCGACAAAAGCGACAGGGAUAAGAGUGAAAAGAAAUCAAGCAAAGAUAAAAAAUCUGAAAAAGAGUCUAGAGAAAGAUCCGAAAGUAAUACUGAUAAGUCUUCGUCGCGCAGUGAUAGUAAAGAAAAAAUUGAAUCUGAAAAUUAGACGUAUGUCUAUUGAUUAUUGUCAAUAAUAAAAAGAAUCACACAUUGAAACUUUCUACAAAAGUUAAAUUUCAUCAAACCAUAAUUAUGCAACGCUUUUUUAUGACACUUUUACUUUCUCUUGGGAAUUUGUGGUCUUAAUACGUCUUUCUUACCGUCCGGAAACGAUGGCCUGGAGUAUAAAAAUAUUUUUAGUAAAAAUAAUUAUAAAAAUAUCACCACUAAAUUAAACAAAUAAUUCAAAUACCCUGGUCCAUAUUGAUUAACAUAUUCAGGCCGCUCAUUGUCAAUGUUGUGGAAUGUCAUAGACAAAGUUGGCUUUCGGAGAAAAUCUUUUUGAGCACAUUUAAUUGCAGUCCGACGUUUUAAAAGUAUCUGUAACAGUAAUGAGAUAAUUAUUCAUACAUAAUAUUCAUUAUCAAUUAAUUAUAGAAAUAUAAUAGAAUGAUUUAGAUUUUGAGUGUGUGAUAUUGAAGAAAGCAACCAACCACUGCUGCAUCAGAUUCCAAAUUUUCAUCAGAUUUUUUUUUUCCUAAUUCUAUUGUUUCAUAUUUUUUACAUUUAUCUUUUGUAUGAUCUAAUUCGGUUGCACCUAUAAAAAUGAUCAUUUAAAAAA
Molecule: messenger RNA, 2567 nt
Organism: Chelonus insularis
Lineage: Eukaryota; Metazoa; Arthropoda; Insecta; Hymenoptera; Braconidae
Gene: Srp54
Product: splicing regulatory protein 54
Exons: 2
Coding region: 474-1952 (492 amino acids)
Cellular component (GO): nucleoplasm
Molecular function (GO): RNA binding
Source: RefSeq, a predicted model, not a curated record